CGGAGUUAAAUUGGGCGGCGGCUGGGUCUGGUCCGCCUGCUGCGCUUUGCCUUGCUUGGCCGCCUGGGAGUGCGCCUGGCUCCAGGGUCAGCGCGGAAUCGCUGCUGAGUCUCUGGCGAACAGCCUGAAGGGACCAUCUGCACUUUUCUCUCGGCGAAACUCGGACGGGAAAUGGAAGGAGGGAAGGCACAGUGCACUAAUGUGAUUGGUAAUAAUCGUGAAGUUCCCAAGGAGAGAAUAAUAAAGUUUAAACCUCCACUGUACAGACAGCGGUACCAGUUUGUUAAAGAUAUAGUGGAUCAGCAUGAACCCAAGAAGGUUGCAGACCUGGGAUGUGGGGAUACAUCACUCAUAAGGCUGCUGAAAGUCUACCCCUGCAUCAAAGAGCUUGUUGGAGUAGACAUUGAUGAGGAUAAGUUACGAUGGAGAGGGGAUCAGCUGUCUCCCUUCAUGGGGGAUUUCCUCAAACCACGGGAUCUGGAUCUGACCAUUACCUUGUAUCAUGGCUCUGCAGUGGAGAGAGACUCGCGUUUGCUUGGAUUUGAUCUGAUUACGUGUAUUGAACUAAUAGAACAUCUGGAUUCGGGUGAUCUGGCCAGAUUUCCCGAAGUGGUAUUUGGGUACAUGUCUCCAGCCAUGGUUGUCAUCAGCACACCAAACUCGGAAUUCAAUCCCCUGUUUCCAACAGAGAACUUAAGAGAUUCAGACCAUAAGUUUGAGUGGGACAGAAUGCAGUUUCAGACCUGGGCUUUGUUCGUGGCGAAUCGCUAUGGUUACUCUGUGGAGUUUACUGGUGUGGGGGACCCGCCAGCUGGAGCCGAGAGCGUGGGCUUCUGUACCCAGAUAGGCAUCUUCCGGAAGAAUGAAGAAAGGGCCGCCGAAUCGAGGGUUUCGGAGCGGCAGGACGAGCACGUGUACAAAGCUGUUUUCACAGCUUCCUACCCAAGUCUACAGCAGGAGAGGUUCCUUAGACUUGUCCUAGUGAAUGAAGUGUCCCGACAAGUGGAGAGCUUGCGGCUGAAGCACCUGCGAAGGCUGAGAGAAGAGGGGGAGGGGUUGCUGGGGAUACAGCCACUGGAGAAUGACAGCAACUUCCCCUCCUUCGGGCCGGUCUUCACUGACGCAGAGAAAGCCAGGAUAGAGAAUUCUCCCAAACCCUUUGUGGCGGGAAGGAAGUUCUUUGUGCCCCUGCGAAGACUCGUGGCCUAUCCCAAACUGCACCGCAUCUGCCCUAAUGAAGACGUGAUGAGGUCACUGGUGGACGACUGCGUCAGCUUGAGCAGCGAUGGUUCUGCAGUGGUGGUUGACCUACACGAUCAUUACGAUUACCUGUUUGAAAUUUGAGCCAUGCGUAUUUCCUGAGAUUCAGGGUCUUUAGUGAUAGUUGGGCUAUCACUACAUUUUUAAUUUUCUGUGUAGUCAUAAUUCAGGUAAUUUUUUUAAGUUGUACCCCAAAAGUCAUGUCCUUAGCAGGUAGACAGGUGAGUCUGACACAGAGCCAGACUCCUCUUCACCUAAGAAGGAUUUAGCUAAAGGUGGUAGGUUUUCCUUUGAAACCAGAAGUUUUCUGUUUUCUCAGGAAUGAAGAAGUUGGACGUGGUAAUGUGUCAGUUUUUAACUUAUGCAUAUAUUAUGUUAGAGU
Messenger RNA from Lepus europaeus (European hare), 1642 nucleotides. RefSeq names its product HEN methyltransferase 1 (gene HENMT1). The transcript has 8 exons. Gene Ontology annotation, molecular function: O-methyltransferase activity; RNA methyltransferase activity. The record is from RefSeq and is a predicted model, not a curated record. Lineage: Eukaryota; Metazoa; Chordata; Mammalia; Lagomorpha; Leporidae. The coding region runs from base 172 to 1344 and encodes 390 amino acids. Gene Ontology annotation, cellular component: nucleus; cytoplasm. Gene Ontology annotation, biological process: RNA methylation; siRNA processing; piRNA processing.